AUGCUUAAUGGAGGUUAUUAUGAAGGGGAGUGGUUCAAUUGUAUGAGGGAUGGCUUUGGAUUGCAUGUAAUAUUGAAAAAUUGAUUAGAGUGUUGGGCUGAUGGAGGUUUUUAUCAAGGGGAAUGGAAAGUUGAUAAAGCUGAAGGCAAAGGGAAAUUAGGUAUAUUCAUUAUUAUUAGCAUUUUUAGUUCAUGGAGAUGGAGAUAUUUAUGAAGGUUAAUGGGCAAAUGAUAUGGCUAAUGGAGUAGGUACUUAUGUACAUGCUGGUGGUGCUAAAUACGAAGGCGAGUGGUUGAAUGAUUAGUAGCAUGGAAAAGGAGUAGAAGUUUGGCCUGAUGGCUCUAAAUAUGAAGUAUUGAAAUCUCUAAUUAUGAAGGGAAUGUAUACUUUUGGAAAAAAAAAUGGAAAGGGAAAACUUUAAUUUGCAGAUAAUAGUAUCUACGAGGGAGAUUUUUUAGAUAAUGAAAUAAGUGGGUUUGGUAAAUAUACAUGGAAUGAUGGUAAAAUAUAUACAGGAAAUUGGUUAAAUAAUAAAAUGAAUGGAUAUGGUGAAACAAUAUGGCCAGAUGGAAAAAGUUAUAAAGGAUAUUAUUUAGAUGAUAAAAAACAUGGGCAAGGUGUCUUUUCUUGGAAUAACGGAAAAAGAUAUGAAGGAGAAUGGUCUAUGGGAAAAUAAAAUGGAAAAGGUGUAAUUAUAACUGAAACUGGAGAAAGAAAAGGUGGAAUAUGGGAAAAUGGUAGAAGAAUUAAAAUAGAAGGAGAAAAUGAUUAAACAGCUGAAGGAGAAACCUGA
Paramecium pentaurelia is the source of this 793-nucleotide messenger RNA. The record is from the annotation of a GenBank genome assembly. NCBI's taxonomy places the organism in Eukaryota, Ciliophora, Oligohymenophorea, Peniculida, Parameciidae.